AUGGAAAGCAACAGCUCGGACUCGCGCAGAUCGUUGGGCGAGGACCAGCGCGCCGUGUACACGUUCGCUGUGCCAGUGCUCCUGGUCGGCUGCUCGCUGGCAUUCCUUUUCAAUGCAGGUGUUCUAGUCUCGUUACGCUGGCUACGGCGUCCUGUAUCCCCGACGCUAUGCUUCAGCCUGUCUCUGACAUUUGCCGACGCCUACUCAGCCCUACUGCUGGCCACUGGACUGAUCCUCAACAGCUACCUGCCUGUGUACGGCAUCUCGCUGGGUUCCCAGGAGCGCUGCAUAGUGCUCGUCGUCGAGGUAUUUCGUUUGUCAGGACUGUUGGCAUCAGCAUUCCAUCUUCUCGCCCUGGCUGUUAAUCAUUACGUGGGAAUCCUGCGGCCCCUACACUACGCCGCCAUGGUCACGCGGCGCUCUUCGGAGCUGUCCAUCGCCGUACUGUGGGCAUUACCCGUGAUAGUGUUCUUCGUCUACUUCGCCUCGGUUCCCGGCCAGGGGCUCCAGUCCCCCGGGUGUGUCCAGGUGGACUUCGUGCGGGGUCGCGCCUUCAGCCUCACGCUGCUCGCUCUUUUUUCGUCGCCACUGGUCGUCAUGACAUUCAUUUACUCACACAUCUUUUUUGUCAUACGACGCCACCGGGCGGGCUUAGUCAGUUUUCCAUCGGCUCGCCAGCUGAACCGGAAUGUCAAGGCUGCCUGUACGACGCUCUGGAUAUUGGGCACGUACCUCGCCGGCUGGAUGCCAGCUGUAGCCUUCAUCGUCCUCACCUGUACUGACUGCGCUUUUCCGAUCUACGAUCUGCCCAUGUCCACGCGCAUGACUCUCGGCAUUUUCACCAAUGCUCUCAUCAUCUCUAAAGGCCUCAUAGACCCGUUCAUUUACGCAGCGCGCAUGUUCGAGGUCAAAGAGGCUUUGCAGAACAUGCUUCGCUGCCAUUCCCGCAGGACCCAGAACGUGCGGCGGCGCUCUCUUCUCGUUACGAAGACGGACACGCUAACAUCCAGCCUUCGUUUGAUUCAGCUGCGCAGGGACUCAUUCAUUGUGGCCAAACCCAGACCGGAGAUAUGUCGUUGCUCAAGAGCAUGA
This is a messenger RNA of Rhipicephalus microplus (southern cattle tick), 1092 nucleotides long. Its product is annotated as adrenocorticotropic hormone receptor. Gene Ontology annotation, molecular function: G protein-coupled receptor activity. Gene Ontology annotation, biological process: G protein-coupled receptor signaling pathway. NCBI's taxonomy places the organism in Eukaryota, Metazoa, Arthropoda, Arachnida, Ixodida, Ixodidae. The record is from RefSeq and is a predicted model, not a curated record. Gene Ontology annotation, cellular component: plasma membrane.